GCAGAUCCACCGACUAAGAUGGAAAGUAUACAGCGUCACUACACCCGCUUGGAGAAGUGAAGGCUGUGGAAUCAAGUGCUCCCUGAGGGAAACCUGGUAUCACCUUUCCACUGCAGUGAGGAGGCGAACCAACCAGCCCAGAGCCUCCUGACAAGACAAGGUUGACUGACGGCUCUACCGCCCAAUCACAUGGCGUUCUUCGCCCCGCGGAUGGGCGGUGCUUCCUGGUGCGCCGUGCUGGUCGGGUCGCGGUGCCGGUCCCGGCUCGCGGAGGUGAUGGGGGCUCCGGGCAGCGCCGGCGGGGCCGGAGCGGGGCCGGGAUCCGGGUCGCCCCCGCCCGGGGACCUGCGCAGCGUGCUGAUCACCAGCGUGCUGAACCUGGAGCGGCUGGAGGUCGACCUCUUCAGGGGCCGGCACCACUGGGUGCCCGCCACGCAGCGCCUCUUCGGCGGGCAGAUCGUGGGGCAGGCGCUGGUGGCGGCAGCCCACGCCGUGAGCUGCGACGAGCAGGUGCACUCGCUGCACUGCUACUUCGUGCGGACAGGGGACCCCAAGGUGCCAGUGCUGUACGAGGUGGAGCGGACCCGUACUGGGAAGAGUUUCUCUGUUCGCUCAGUAAAGGCCAUCCAGCAUGGAAAGCCAAUCUUCAUCUGUCAGGCCUCCUUCCAGCUCUCCCAGGAAAGCCCAGUGAAGCACCAGUUCACCAUGCCGACCGUGCCACCCCCCGAGGAGCUGCUGACACAGGAUGAGCUCAUCCAGAAGUUCCUGCAGAAUCCUAAUGUGGCCGAGAGAUACAGGAAGCAACUCACCAAGAUCCAAGCUCAAGAUGUGCCAAUUGAUAUUAAACCCGUGAACCCACCAGAUAUAUUCAGCUCAGAGCCACAGGAGCCAAAGCAGCUCUUCUGGGUGCGAGCACGAGGCUACAUAGGAGAGACUGACAUGAAGGUGCACUGCUGCGUGGCUGCCUACAUCUCUGACUACGCCUUCCUGGGCACGGCCCUGCUCCCACACCGGCAGUACCGCAUCAAGUUCAUGGUGUCCCUUGACCAUUCCAUGUGGUUCCAUGCACCCUUCAGGGCUGACGACUGGAUGCUGUAUGAGUGUGAGAGCCCUUGGGCUGGUGGGUGCCGGGGCUUGGUGCAGGGACGGCUGUGGCGCAAGGAUGGGGUCCUGGCUGUCACCUGCGCACAGGAAGGUGUCAUCAGGGUGGAGCAAACACCAAAGCAGAGCAAGCUCUAGCUGAGGAGACCCUACAGACUGGGGCUCAGGCAUGCCGAGGGAGAUCAAGACAGGACCUGGACAGGAACAGGAAGGAGACCAGGUGGGACCAAGCACUGCAGGAAGUCCCGGUGCCAGAGGUGUCUGCAACAGUGACCAACAGAGCGUCGCUGCAACCAGCUGCUAGCUGGACAGCAUGUAACCGCACGCUGCCAUCAGCUAUCCUUCACCCAUCUUAAAAUAAAGCCAUUGGGUGAAGAGCUGGA
Hirundo rustica (Barn swallow) is the source of this 1484-nucleotide messenger RNA. RefSeq names its product acyl-CoA thioesterase 8 (gene ACOT8). Gene Ontology annotation, molecular function: fatty acyl-CoA hydrolase activity. The transcript is spliced from 7 exons. Gene Ontology annotation, cellular component: peroxisomal matrix. Gene Ontology annotation, biological process: acyl-CoA metabolic process; fatty acid catabolic process. Lineage: Eukaryota; Metazoa; Chordata; Aves; Passeriformes; Hirundinidae. The coding region runs from base 190 to 1239 and encodes 349 amino acids. The record is from RefSeq and is a predicted model, not a curated record.